UUCCAUUGUGUAUAUGUACCACAGCUUUCUCAUCCAUUCGUCUGACGAUGGACUUCUAGGUUGCUUCCAUGUCCUAGCUAUUGUAAACAGUUGCACCCCACUUUGAUCCACUCCCAUGGUUUAAGCGCUGGCUCCCGGAUGGCGGAAGUGAGGCCUUCCGACUCUCACCUCCUCGCUGCCUCCCUUUUCCGCAGAUGAUGACCCAGGUGGAGGGACAGCAGAAGAACCUGGUGCACGCCAUUGAAUCUCUCCCGCGGUCUGGUCCCCUCACUGCCUUGGACCAGGACUUACUGCUCCUGAAAGCUACCUCUGCGGCCACCCUCAGCUGCCUCGGGGAGUGCCUGAGCCUGCUCCAGCAGCACCUGCACCAUGCCGGCCUGUCCAGCCAUAGGCCGGGGGCCUCGGAAAGCAUCCUGGGAUGGCACGGGCCCAAGUCACACUCCACGGAGCAGCUGAAAAAUGGGACACUUGGCUCCUUGCCAUCAGCCAGCGCCAGCAUCACCUGGGCCAUUUUACCCAACGCCACGGAGGACGAGCAAACCUUCCCGCCAGAGCCAGAGCCAGAGCCAAAUUCAGGCCCUGAAUUGGUUUUGUCCGAAGAUGAGAAAAGCGACACUGAAGAUCAGGAAGAGACAGAGCUGGGCGUCAUGGAGGACCAGCGCAGUGUGAUCCUUCACCUCAUUUCUCAGCUCAAACUUGGGAUGGAUCUGACCAAGGUGGUGCUCCCCACGUUCAUUCUGGAGAAGCGGUCCUUGCUGGAGAUGUACGCCGACUUCCUGGCACACCCCGACCUGCUGCUGGCCGUCACCGCGGGAGCCACGCCCCAAGACCGGGUCAUGGGCUUCGUGGAGUAUUACCUCACCGCCUUCCACGAGGGCUGCAAGGGCGCCCUGGCCAAGAAGCCCUACAACCCCAUCAUUGGCGAGAUGUUCCACUGCUCCUGGGAGGUUCCCAAGGACAAGGUCAAGGCCAGGAGGACUGCCCCCCCUGCCCCCAUGGGCCACGAGCACCCGAUGGCCGACGACUCUUCCAAGAGCUACAAGCUGCGGUUUGUGGCCGAGCAGGUGUCUCACCACCCGCCCAUCUCCUGCUUCUACUGUGAGUGCAAGGAGAAGAGACUGUGUGUCAACAAUCACGUGUGGACCAAAAGCAAGCUCAUGGGCAUGUUCGUGGGGGUCUCAAUGAUCGGGGAAGGUGUGCUGCGGCUCCUGGAACACGGGGAGGAGUAUGUGUUCACCCUGCCCAGCGCCUACGCCCGGUCCAUCCUCACCAUCCCAUGGGUGGAGCUUGGAGGCAAAGUCAGCAUCACCUACGCCAAGACCGGCUACUCGGCCACUGUCACCUUCCACACGAAGCCUUUCUACGGGGGCAAGGUCCACAGGGUCACAGCAGAAGUGAAGCACAAUCCCACCAACACCAUCGUGUGCAAAGCCCACGGGGAGUGGAACGGGACCCUGGAGUUCACCUACAACAACAGGGAGACCAAGGUCAUCGACACGACCACACUGCCCGUGUACCCCAAGAAGAUCCGCCCCCUGGAGAAGCAGGGCCCCAUGGAGUCCAGGAACCUCUGGCGGGAGGUGACCCAGUGCCUGCGCCUAGGGGACAUGGAGGCGGCCACCGAGCAGAAGCGGCGGCUGGAGGAAAAGCAGUGGGCGGAGGAGCGGAAGCGGGAGAACCUCUGCGCGCCCUGGCGGCCCAAGUACUUCAUCCAGGAGGGUGACGGCUGGGUGUACUUCAACCCCCUGUGGAAGGCACACUGAUGGUUGGAGAGGCAGAGCUUUCAGAAAUAGCCCUGAUUUUGUAGGAAUUAAAGUGGUACAGUAUCAAGGUUCUGCGGGUCUUCCCUGAGACCACCUGA
Cervus elaphus (red deer) is the source of this 1861-nucleotide messenger RNA. RefSeq names its product oxysterol-binding protein-related protein 10-like. Gene Ontology annotation, cellular component: intracellular membrane-bounded organelle; membrane; cytosol. The coding region runs from base 195 to 1763 and encodes 522 amino acids. The record is from RefSeq and is a predicted model, not a curated record. Gene Ontology annotation, molecular function: cholesterol binding. NCBI's taxonomy places the organism in Eukaryota, Metazoa, Chordata, Mammalia, Artiodactyla, Cervidae. The transcript is spliced from 8 exons.